Armigeres subalbatus is the source of this 4475-nucleotide messenger RNA. It is a transcript of the gene Amph, whose product is annotated as amphiphysin. The transcript is spliced from 10 exons. The record is from RefSeq and is a predicted model, not a curated record. Gene Ontology annotation, molecular function: protein binding; phospholipid binding. Bases 705 to 2627 code for a protein of 640 amino acids. NCBI's taxonomy places the organism in Eukaryota, Metazoa, Arthropoda, Insecta, Diptera, Culicidae. Gene Ontology annotation, cellular component: plasma membrane; cytoplasm.
CAUCCAUCGUCAGUCAGUAGUCAGUGAUCACCGUCGCGAGUUGGGAGUCGAAUAUCCAUGAACGGAUCAGGAAGGCCGUUUUAUCAUAUCCGCGGAAUCAUCAUUAUCGGUGUUUAGUGUUUUUUCUGCUUCUACUUGCCUACGCUCUACUGCAACGACUGCGUGUUCCGUACCUUUCCAACACAAUAUUUUGACAGCUCAGCCGGAUUCGAGUUCGAACGGAGGAAAAAUCAAAACAACAGAUCGGAAAAGUUGGUGGUCGAAGUUUUUUUUUCGCGAGGAAAACCGCGCGAGUGAGUGCGUGCGACAAAAGCAAGAAGAGGAACACCAGUAGGGAGCGGGUUUUCCUUUUGAGAUUUUUCCGAAAUUUUCUCAGCUAAGUGCGAGCGAGUGCGGGUAUUAUUCCUUUGCGCCUCUGCUAGUGGUGCGCUGCGGUUUAGUGAAUUUGGCCGUGUGAAGUUUUUUCGAGUGAAAGUGUUCCUGGCCUUCCUCACGAAUGCUGGCUGGUUAGUUCGGUGUUUUGUCCGUGACGGGAGUGUAUAGCUGUGUGCCAUUCCAGAGGGGAUAAAUUCCUGGUGAAGAAGUAACAGAAACCGGAUUCCAAGGUGUUCCAAGUGUAGACGUGUGUGCUACUAUCGGAAGUGUCGGAACAAACAACGGAAGCUCAUUCCAAGAUAAUCUCCCAGUUUCAGCUGUAUCGUACGAUGGCGGAAAACAAAGGAAUGUUACUGGCCAAGUCGGUUCAGAAGCAUGCCGGAAGGGCUAAAGAAAAGCUCUUACAAAAUCUCGGUAAAGUCGACCGAACCGCAGAUGAAAUCUUCGAUGAGCACCUGACCAACUUCACUAGACAGCAGAACAGUGCCACCAGACUGCAGAAAGAGUUCAACAAUUACAUUCGAUGUGUGCGAGCCGUCCAAACCGCCUCCAAAAGCCUAAUGGAAGCCAUAAACGAAGUGUACGAAGGCCAGUGGACCGGAUCGGAAGCGCUGUACGCUCAGACAAACACCGUCGAGGUGCUGUAUCAGGACUUCUCGCACAAACUCGGUGAUCAGGUGCUGAUACCACUGAACACUUACACCUCCCAGUUCCCAGAGAUGCGGAAAAAGAUCGACAAACGAGGUCGCAAAUUGGUGGACUACGACAGCCAGAGGCACUCCUUCCAGAGCCUGCAAGCGAAUGCUGCCAAACGUAAGGAUGAUGUGAAGAUCACAAAGGGCCGUGAACAGCUGGAGGAAGCCAAACGCACCUACGAAGUGCUAAACAGUGAACUGCACGACGAACUGCCGGCUCUGUUCGACUCGAGAAUACUGUUCCUGGUGACGAACUUGCAGACUCUGUUCGCCUCCGAGCAGCAGUUCCACAGCGAAACGGCCAAAGUGUACGCCGAACUGGAAGCCAUCGUCGACAAACUGGCCACCGAAUCGCAGCGAGGCUCGUACACGCUCAAGAAAAUCCCCGCUAACUCCACUCCGUCCAGUCCAGCACAGUCCCCAGUGAAAGCGAACUUGUCGAUUGUAAAUAACAUCACCAACGGAUCUGCCAAUGCCAACGGACCCACAUCCACUUCGCCAUCAAUCUCGCCAAGUCCAGAGCAGCAUCAUAGCCUGGAAGAUACGGAACCAUCCUAUCAGAACACGGAAGUCGUGAAAUCUACCAGCGCUGCUUUGCGAUCAUCCACCACAACUCCCACCACCAUUAAUAACAGCAACAGUACUGAUGCUACAUCGCAGCCAUCCACAGCGGUUGCUAAAACGCCUGAGCCGCCUACUACCACCACUACUACUAUUACCGCCGCCACCAGCGACGAAAAAGUAACCACAAAUGGUACGGAUCAUAACCAUCAUGAUCACCAUCCCAGCAGCAAAACGCAAAAUAACACGCCCGACGCUGAUGCCGCUGCCGAGUCUACCAGUUCUAGUCCUGCCCCGCCGGCAUCGCCACCGCCCGCUGCUGACCCUCAGCCUAAAUCGCCGCCAUCACCAUCACCCACAACAACGCCUACUACUGCUGGCGCUGCCGUUUCGCAAUCAAGUAAUACUAAUAAUCGCCAACUCCACCAUCACUCGAUAGUCCCACCAUCUUAUCAUUCAUACUUCCAUCACCAUCAACAACAAUUCAAUCCCACCGCCACCCAACAACAUCCAUCGAACGCGAUCGAUCCUACCUCUCUGGCUUCGAACUGUUCGACGUUAUCCUCUCCGAUGGACCAACAGCGGCCCAGUGCUGGCGCCCAACAUAUCUACAGCAAUGUCCCUAACAACAACUCCACCAGCAUCAACAGUAGCCAUAAUCAGAUGAAUAGCAUUAACAAUAACGUUAACAGCCAUUGUUCCAUGACCGGUACUAGCAUUUCUCACACCAACAAUAAUAGUAAACUGGAAGAGCUCUAUGAUAUCCCCGUGGGCGCAACGACUACCGAUCUGCCGCCGGGAGUGCUGUACCGGGUGAAGGCCACCUAUAAGUACGUCCGGGAGGACGUUGACGAGCUUAGCUUCGAAGUCGGUGACACAAUCAACGUGAUUGAGUACGAGGACCCAGAAGAUCAGGAGGAAGGCUGGUUAAUGGGCAUCAAGGAAGGCACAAACGACAAGGGUAUGUUCCCAGCCAAUUUCACUCGGCCGCUCUAAUGAGGAGAAUUCAACUGCAGCAUGAUCAGCACACACACAAACACUUUGGAUGCCACUGGAACAAACAACCAUGCAAUUCCAUUGAUCGUAACAACGACGGCUGUACAGUGGAAGUUAAUGCAGAAAAUCAAGGUUAAAGUUCAUUAUCUACGACUAGGGGAUAUCCGCUAAUAUUUAGGCUAAAGUGACACUGAGUUGAACGGAACACUCGAAAAUCGAAAGCUAACUUUUAAGAAGAAAACUAUUGUGAAAAUAUCAUGCAAUGCAAAAAGUUUACGACGUACGAUGAAACAAAACUGGAACGUGCCUUUAGAAGAAUGUAAUUGAGAUAAACUAAACAAUUGCGACGUGAACAGAAGAUUAAGAUCAGAUAAAAUAGCAGUUUAUAAUGAGUGAACCAUUUGUUUGAACAUACGUGGUUUGCCCCAUUUUAGCAAAUUGUUGCUUAUAAUUGGCCCAGUCCAUUGACCCUUUGAGUUGCUCACAGUAUACAAAACAUUAUUGAGACGUACAAUAUUUCUGGUAAACGUCUUCCCAAUCUGGCAUUUCUGAAUUUGCAAAUAAUUGUUUUAAUAGUCUUCCUGCUUUUAAUUUUUAUUCAAAUUAUCCGUAUGUUGUUUAGCUAAAUGCAGUCAACUAGCAACACACGUUUUGUAUGUUAUAACUUGUAGCUCUAUUGUAAAUAAUUCACGAUGAUUCGAACCUAUACUGCAACUGCCUGGACAACAAAUUUGUAUCAAUGUUUAUCGGAUAACAAUAAAGUCUACAAUUGGGUUAAACAAUUUGCCAAAAACUUUACAGCCAGAAACUCCCGCGAAAUUGCCAACUUCGUAUUACAUACCUAUAUGUUCUUUGUAAUUAGCCGAUGAGCAGAAAGUAAGUAGAUUAUGUAUAAAAAAAACUCCGUUUUCACUCACGUUUUUUAAUUUUUCUGUGUUUUAUUAUUUCGCAGCACUAUCUUUUCGUGUGAGAGUCAAGUUAAACAGGAUUCCGAACGGUAGCUUAUUGAAUUUAAUCACGAUUCAACAGUUCAACUAGUAAAACAGCGCGUACGUGAAAUCAUAUUCAAACAAAUAGAUCUUAGUCGUAGCAAAGCGAUUCAUGCAUUUUUUUUACAAAAGUUUGGCAAUUAUCCCAAUGAGAAAACUCAAUGAUUGUAGCUUUAUAUUCAUUAUGCAAUAGAUCAUACCCACUGACAGAAAUAGUAGUAGUCCUUCCAUUGUCAUACAUUCUCGAAUAGAAGAGCUCAUUUCUUUAUUACAGUCGCACCGUACUAUUCUGUUCUGUCGUCAUAGUCAUUAUUAAUCGCUGUUUUAGGGAUUUAUACCCAAAAGAAUAUCACUUUCUAUCACUUUAAUUAUUCUGAAAUCAUAAUUGUUUUUAUUAUAUUUGAAAAUUUUAUCUAAUUUAACAAAUUAUUAAAUUAAUACAUAAUUUAGUUGAGUAGUGUUAAUAAAAUCAAAUCUGAAAAUAAAGAAACUGCAAUAUUUUUAGUCUAUAUUGUAGUUACGAAUGCACACAUACAAACACACCCACAAACUACACAUGUAAAAAUCGAAAUGCAAACUUAUUUGAAUGUUUUUCAAAAGAAUCAAUUCGGAAUUCGAAACAAAGCAAUGCCGAAAAACACAACAACAAAAAAACGAAAAUUUAUCAAUUGGCUUGUAGAGUGGAAAGUAAACCAUUCGAGUUAAAAUCAUCCGAUGAAUGAAGAAGUUGAUUGGUGAACAAACAUAAUGAAGGAGAAAUAAGGAUGGUUUAAUCUAUUUCAAGUAAAAUUAUUAAUACAAUAAUACGCUAAGGAUAACAAGGAUCUAAAAGAGAUGGACGAAACUUGUGUACAAUGUU